Anastrepha ludens (Mexican fruit fly) is the source of this 388-nucleotide messenger RNA. RefSeq names its product small integral membrane protein 20. The record is from RefSeq and is a predicted model, not a curated record. Gene Ontology annotation, biological process: mitochondrial respiratory chain complex IV assembly. Lineage: Eukaryota; Metazoa; Arthropoda; Insecta; Diptera; Tephritidae. Gene Ontology annotation, cellular component: mitochondrial inner membrane. The transcript is spliced from 2 exons. Bases 126 to 335 code for a protein of 69 amino acids.
CAAGUUUUGAAACGUCCUCAUGGGCGCGCUCUCUCGCAAAAUGAAAGAGUUUCCCAUCUUAUUAUCUAUGGCCCAUACUGCGGUUAUAAAAUAAGUUGAAUUAAUAUUCAUAGGUGACAAAAAAUAUGGUUCUCCUUCGAGGAUGGAGGUACGUGGCUUUCAUUUCUUGCAUUGUCGGCGGAGUUGGCGCAGCGCUAUACCCGAUUAUAGUGGAACCAAUGAUAAAUGUCGAAAAGUACAAAGAGUUGCAAAAACAUACCCGCGCUGGAAUUAAACAAGAGGAUAUUCAGCCUGGAAAUAUGAAGGUUUGGUCUGAUCCAUUUGGACGUAAAUAACAACACAUCUUAGUAUAAUAUUGUUAAAAUAAAAACAUUUCAACAUACAUACA